UGUAGUGGCACUCAAACUAAUUUGCCGCACCGACUGUGCCGCACUCCCCAUAGGGCAUCAUCCUCUUGUUUUUCUUUUAGGGGUGGGAGGUGGGGAACCGCGCGCGCACUGGAUUAUCUCUCCUGGUUGUUUGACACAGCUGCUGGUGGCUCUCCAAAAGCCACUCGUACCAUGACAGUGCUCACUUGAAGGAACCCCGUCAUCGUCGUGUGUAAUUUAUUUGGUGGAUGAAGACUGUUUCCAAUCAAUUCAGCGCGACUUCGAUGCCAGAUCCAGCGAAGAUGAGCAAGAACGGAAUGCUGACGCAGAUCCGCACGAGGAUACGAGUGGACCCGUUCACAGCCGCGUACGAGCUGGUCGGCAGAGAGCUGGGCAGGGGAAAGUUUGCGGUGGUGAAGAAGUGCAUCGAGAAGGCGACGGGGAAGCAGUGCGCCGCCAAGUUCCUCCGAAAGCGGCGGAAGGGCGAGGACUGCCGCAUGGACAUCCUGAACGAGAUCGCCAUGCUGGAGUCGGCCAUGGCCAACCCGUACGUGGUGGCGCUGCACGAGGUCUACGAGACCAACGCCGAGAUCAUCCUCGUCCUGGAGUGCGCCGCCGGCGGCGAAAUCUUCGACCAAUGUGUAGCCGACAACGACGAGGCCUUCACGGAGAACGAUGUGAUCCGGCUGGCCAAGCAGAUCCUGGCGGGCGUGGCCUUCCUGCAUCGGAACAAUGUGGUGCAUCUGGAUCUGAAACCCCAGAACAUCUUGCUGACCAGCGCCAGGCCUCUGGGGGACAUUCGCAUUGUGGACUUUGGCUUGUCCCGACGCAUGGACAACAUCACAGAGGUCAGGGAGAUCCUGGGCACCCCCGAGUAUGUUGCGCCAGAGAUCCUGAACUAUGAACCCAUUAGCACUGCGACAGACAUGUGGAGCAUCGGGGUCCUGACCUACGUCAUGCUGACGGGCGAGUCGCCCUUCCUGGGCGACGACAAGCAGGAGACGUUCCUCAACAUCUCCCAGGUCAACGUGGACUACUCGCAGGACACCUUCGAGGGCAUCUCCUCCCUGGCUGUGGACUUCAUCGGCGCCUUGUUGGUUAAGAACCCCAGGAAGAGAGCCACGGCCGAGGAAUGCCUCAACCACCCCUGGCUGAACUCGCUCGCCCACCCCCACCCGCACCUCCACGCCAGGUCGGCCUCCUCCUCCUCCGCCGCCGACGAGCCGGAGACGAGCCAGUCGGAGUCCGAGCCCGAGAGCCCGGCUCCGUGCCCCGAGCCGGACCCGAUCGGGUCCUACCGGUCGUGCCCGGGCCAAGGUGGGCUGAAGACGGGCCGCGACGCCUUCUCCUUCAGCGAGCCCCUCUUCCCCAAGCGGCCGGAGAUAAAGCAGGAGCUGAUCUGCUGAACGCCGUUUCGCAGGUAGAGAGAUGGAGAGAGAGAGAGGGAGAGAGAGAGAGAGAGAAAAAGUCGACUUUCGCCGGAGCGGACGCUGAAAACCAGGCGGCGCUGCUGCAGCUUCUCGGCCUCGCUCCGACUCGGGGCCGCGCGACACGGAUGCUGUACGCCCGUUAGCCGCCGCUUCUACUGCUGUGAUGUCUGUGAGCCGGGCUCCGUGUGUCACCUUCAUGCCUCUGAGUCAUACUCGCCUCUCCCUGCGCUGAUCCAUGAGUGUCCGGCCUGUGAGAGGAAUAGAGAUGCGGGGGGGGGGGGGGGGGGAGACAAAGGAUUGCGCCGCUGCCUUUUUAAAGUGACGGGGCUCGGUUUAUUAACACUGUGGCUCGUUCACCCCCUGCACGCACACUGGUUUCUCUUUUUACCCAAUUAGCCUCUUGAACUGAGCUCCAGCAAGGAUGAGGAGGAAGAGGAGGAGGAGGCCUCGGGAGAUGACUUCACUCACCGUGUGCUCUCAUCAAAACACGUUAUGCUUCGACUGACCCAGACAUGCCUUCUGGUAUGAGUUUUGUUGAAGGAUUUAAAGGGUUUUAAACACAUGGUCGUCGUUAACUAGAGAAUGAAAGCGAAGGACCGCUCCACUGUUUUAUGUUUAUUCAUGUGCGUUCGUCGUGUCACUUCCCCCCCUGAAAGAGACGCGAAGCCACAUCAAAGCCUGGGUUUGGAAAUAGUAGCAAUCUUUUUUUUUUUUUAAGGACAAUUUGAAGCACUUUUUAUUUUGUUAUUGGACGUGUUGGAGUAAGAAACCAAAGGCUAGUCGAGCACAGUCAGCUGUCACGCGAUGUACUGUACAUAUAAACUAUUUUCCACAAUCUACUGUUUUUGUCGCGUACCUUCAUUCACAAAGUGCCACGCUUUUUCUUUUUUAAACCCUCACUUCUGUGUUAAUAUUACAAUUUUGCAUUUGUAUUGUUUUGUUGGCUAUUUCACAAGUUGCACACGUUGUUUUAUUUUUCCUGUACUUCACUGCGAGGUCGCCACAAUAUUUCAGGCUCUUCAAAAGUUGCGAUAACAUCGAUCUUGGAACGAGGGGCUGAAAUUGUGAUGAAGAUUUGUAUAAAUAUGUGAUGUUUGCCUUCAAAUGCUCGGGAGCAGAGAAAUCGGUAGGAAUUUCUCAAAAGUACUGAAAUGUAUAUUGUGAGUUAGUAUUAAGAUUAAUCUGUACAAUUGUCUUUCUUUACAUUUGAAUGUUAACAUCAUAAUAUCAUUUCUCAUUUUGUACAUAAACUUUUACUUAUUCCUGUUGUCAGGCAGGUUUGCACUUCUCCUCGUGGACGCUUUGUUGAGAUGAAUAAAUGUACGUGUGAAUAAACAUACAGAUGCAUUUUGUAUCGAACUCUGA
Messenger RNA from Pseudoliparis swirei, 2774 nucleotides. It is a transcript of the gene stk17al, whose product is annotated as serine/threonine kinase 17a like. The record is from RefSeq and is a predicted model, not a curated record. Lineage: Eukaryota; Metazoa; Chordata; Actinopteri; Perciformes; Liparidae. Gene Ontology annotation, biological process: positive regulation of apoptotic process; protein phosphorylation; intracellular signal transduction. Gene Ontology annotation, molecular function: ATP binding; protein serine/threonine kinase activity. The transcript is spliced from 7 exons. Gene Ontology annotation, cellular component: nucleus. The coding region runs from base 228 to 1385 and encodes 385 amino acids.